GUUAUGGUAUAGUCGUACGGAGUGGAAAUAUACUGAAAGCAAAAGUUUUUAUUGUUAAAUUAAAUUUUUCUUUUAUAUGAAAUAGAGAUUAAAAUACAUACAUUUGGUUCUUGAUGAAUAAUUCAAAUGAAAAAAAUUAAAAAAAAGUAAAAAACAGACCGGACAAUAAGCAAAAAAAAAAUUAUAUAAAGGAACCUAAGAGGAGAUUGCAAUCUCGGGAAUAAAUUUAAAUUUUUUUUUAUUUUGUAUUUUAAUUUUAAUAACUUUUUUUUUUAAUUUUAUUAUUUCAUAAGGACUGAUUAUAAUAUUAAAGAUGCACAUACAUUUGUACUUGCAUAAAAUUAUAUAAUAUUUUAAAGUGUUAUAUUGUUAUAAAUGUUCAUGUGUACAGAGGUUUAUAAUGUAUAAAAAUACCGGUUCGUUUUGUUUAUUAUAAACCUACAACAAUUAUACAAUGAAUAAAGAGUUUACGGUCGAAAUACGGUAAAUAUUACGGAAUUACAAAAAAAAAGAAGAAGGGUAUGGUCGUUUAAAAAACAAGGCAAAAUAAAUAAGCGAUAGACAGAUUAAGUGAGUCAAAAUUUUUUAUUUCAUACAGCCGUUACGGUUCUAUGAUAGGACCUUUUUUAAUAUCAUUUCAAACAUACCUACCAACUUCAUUUAAGUAAAAUUGUAAAUAUUAUAAAAAAAUAAUGAAUUUAAGGCGAAAAUGUGAUUUUUGCAGAAAUAAAAUUAACAAUAAAAUAAUUAAAAUAUUUUCAAAACAAUAUUUAUUUAAAUAAAAGAAAAAUAAAAAUAAAGUUAAAAAGAAAGAGAAAAAUCAAGAAAAUUUAAUUAAAAGAGGAGUGAAGAGGGAGAUAGAGAGAGAAAAAAAAAAUAAUAAAUAAAAUAAAAGAAUAAAUUGUGAAAUAUUUUAAUAAUUUUGCAGUUUAAAUUUCUAAUUAGAAGAAAGGAAAAAAUAAUGUAACCUUAAGGAUAAAAGGUUAAAUAUUUGCAAAAAAAAAAAUAUUUAAGGAAGUGUUAAUGUAAAAAUUAUCAUAAUUGAGUUGAUAAAAGUGAAAAGGAAAAAAAGAAAUAUAAAUAAAGAAAAUUUAAGCUUUAUAAAUUUUGCUUCAAAAAACAAAAAGAAACAAAAGGAAUACAACCAAAAGUUAAUCUUUUGUAUGUAAGAGAAAAAAAAAGGUAGAAUUUAUAAAAAUUGAAGAAACCAGUAAAAAUAAAAAAAAAAUAUAAAAAUGCCAAAGUUGAUAUAUACGACAAGGAAAUUUAAUUCCAUCUAUAAUAGCACCAACUGCAACAACAAAAACAACGACAGUAACAUUACCAUCGACAAGAAAUGUAAAAGAAUAAUAAAAACAAAAAAUUUAAUUUCAUACUCGUUCUUCAACAUUCUUAUAUUAUUUACAAUUAUUCUAUCAGCAUUUCAUAUUACCACUAGUCAUGGUUUUAAAGCAACAGCAUCAGUUGAUUCAUCAUCAAAUUCAAUAUUUAGUGGUCCUUUUAGUGGGAGUGAUCAAGAUUUUGGUAGUGGUAUAACAAGUAUUAAUGAUGAGAAUAAAGAUCAACCAUUAUUUGUACGACAUAGACAUCAUCAUGAAUUACAGAGGCAACAGCAAAAACAACAAUUACAUCAACAAUUAAAACAACAACAACAACAACAUCAACAGCAAACUUCAUCUGAAAAUAAUCAUCAAUUUUAUUUAUCACAAAAUAAACAACAGAAUAAUGAAAAUUUAACACCUACUAAACAUCAAAAUCAAAAUAAAUAUCAACAAAAAACAGGAAAAAUUCCUGCAUCUGCAAAAGUGUCAUCGAUUUUAGAAAGAAACACUUUUUCACAAAAUUUUAAAGAAAAUCCAAUAACAAAAUCAAAGAAUGAAAGUAUUAAAAUUAAUUACCAAUCUGAAACACAACCAGCAACAUCAAAUAAUCCGGAAUAUGCAAAAUCAACAUCUAAUAAUAAUAAUAAUAAUCAUCAUUUACGUCAUCAUAAUCGACGACAUCAGACAUCAUGGGAGCAUAGAGUAUUUCCAGCUUUAAGACAUCAUCCAACACCACCACCAUAUUUAAAUUUAUCACCUGUUUCAAAUAACGUCAAUACAAAUAGCUCAUAUUCACGUUGGCAUUAUGAUAAUUUAACACCUUCAUACAAUGGAAAACAAUGGAAAACAAACACACAUCAGAAUUUUCAUCAUGAUGCCAAUUUAAAUAAUAAUAACAAUAAUAAUAAUAAUAAUGGACAUCUUUCAAAUCAAAUUGAUCAAAAGAAUAAUGCUUUUAGCAUCGGUUCGGGCAUCAGUGGUACCGAUAUCGGUAAUUUUAUAUCGAACGAUAAUAAUAAUAAUAAUAAAAAAUCUCAUUAUACAAUCGGUAAUAAUAAUAUGAACUCAUAUUCGAAUAAUAAUAAUCAAAAUAAAAAUAAUCAAUACGGUAGCAAUAUUGGUAUAUCGUCAUUACCGUCGUCGUCGGUUCAAAAUUAUACGAAAUCAGUUCCUUCUUAUUACGGUAAUACUAAUAAUAACGAUAAUAAUAAUAAUAACAAGAAUAAUAAUAACAAAAAUCGUGAAGAUCCUGGCGAUAGUAUUGGUGGUACAAAAAUUUAUGAUUUACAAAAUUAUCAUGAUGAUAGUAGCAGUAUUAUAACAACAAAUCAUGAUACACAUAACGAUAAAUCAAAAAAAACUUAUCUUUUAAAAAGAAAACCAAUAAAAUCAUCAUGGUCUUCGUCAUCAUCAUCAUCAAUGUUUCCUUCAAUAAAAUUGGAUAAGGAUUUUGACAGGUCAUCAACAAAAUAUGAUUUAGAUAGAAAUAUUGAAAAUGAUGAACGAUUUAAAAUUGAUGAUUCAAGAGAUUAUCAUACCGAUAAAAGAGGUAAUGUUAUAUUAAAUUUAAAAAAAUCAAAAAGUAUGAAACAUUAUAUAAAACCAAUAAUAGAGAAUAAUAAUGAUGAUCAAAGGAUAAGAAAAAAUUUUAAUUUAAAAAGUUCAACUAUCGAUAAUUACAAUAGUAAGAAGCCAAAUGCGGCUAAUAUGAUUUCAAAUAUUAAAAAUAAUAAAAAUAAUAAUGAUGAUGAUGAAUAUGAAUAUGAUGAUGACGAUGAUGAUGAUAAUGAUGACGAUGAUGAUGAAGAUGAAGGUAACGAUGAUGAUGAUGAUGAUGAUGACGAUAUUAAUGGAGAUGAUGUAGAUGAUGAUAAUGAUGAAAUUAUUAAUAAGGACAGGAAUAAUAGUAAUCGUAAUAAUAAUCAUGAUGAUGAUGAUGAUGAUGACGAUGAUAAGAAUAAUGACAAUGAUGAUAUUAUUGAAAAUAAAUUCAAUCAUAAUCAUUUGAAUAUUAAUAUUCGUCAUAAUAAUAAUAAUAAAAAACAGAGAAAAAUAAUUAAUAAAAUAAAAGAGAAAAUUUUGAAUAACGAAGAGGAUUAUAGUUAUCAAGAUACCGAUAGUUCUAUAAGUAGUAUUGAUCUUAAUAAUGACGGUCCCGGUAACGAUAAUGAUGACAAUGAUGAUGAUGACGAUAAUGAUAGUAUUGAUGAAGAUUCAAAUGAAAGUAAAUUAAAUUGGAUUGGAGAUUCUAAGGGUAAUGGUGGCUAUAGGAAAUUACCAAAAAGGAAGACAUAUCAAUCGGUAAGUAAUAGUUUUUUCUUAUUUUAA
Messenger RNA from Condylostylus longicornis, 3650 nucleotides. RefSeq names its product homeobox protein 2-like. The transcript has 2 exons. NCBI's taxonomy places the organism in Eukaryota, Metazoa, Arthropoda, Insecta, Diptera, Dolichopodidae. Bases 1236 to 3650 code for a protein of 804 amino acids. The record is from RefSeq and is a predicted model, not a curated record.